Molecule: messenger RNA, 726 nt
Organism: Orbilia oligospora ATCC 24927
Lineage: Eukaryota; Fungi; Ascomycota; Orbiliomycetes; Orbiliales; Orbiliaceae
Exons: 3
Coding region: 1-726 (241 amino acids)
Source: RefSeq, a predicted model, not a curated record
AUGGGUACUUUUUCUAAGAUCGUGAAGAGCAGGGUGUGGAAGAAGAGGGGGGCUGUAAAGGAGCUGUGGAAGAGGAAGGAGGAAGAGGGGGGAAAGGAGGGGGGAAGGGAAGGAGGGGAAGAAGGGGAGGGAGAAGAAGAAGGAAGAGGGAAAGAAAGAGAGGUUACGGCUCGGGGGCAGCUGAAGUUUGGUAUCGAGCUCGAGCUACGUCUCAAGCCAAAGCCAGAGCUCGAACUGAAUUCAAAUGCCGCCCGAGCCAAACUCAAAGAGGCUAAGGUCACGCUGCCCAAUGAAUGGGAUGUGUUCGCCGAAACCCUCAAGUCCCUACUUUCCGCCACCAAGAUUGAGGCUGUGGUCAACCCGGGAGAAGGGGAAUAUGGUAAUUGGGGCAUCAAGACGGAAGGGACCAUCGGGCGGAUUGAAGGUGGCUUCUUUCCCGUCGAGAUCGUCCCCCCAAAAUUGUCUUUUCUCCCGACGCCAAAAACACAUCCCAUGUCUGAGCUUGCUACUGUUUGGAAGUGCUUGGGGCAAAGUUACGAUGUCGAUGUCAACGAAAAGUGUAGUACGCAUAUACACUUCUCCCUUCUCGAUAGGGAUUGGGAACUCGACGAUCUCCAAUCACUGGCCAAAGCAAUCUUGAUGCUUGACCCCCUCAUCAACAGACUCUUUCCAGACCGUCAAUACAAGAAAUGGUGUCGCGCCAACACCUUUUCCUGCACGCCCUAG